Messenger RNA from Cloeon dipterum, 6051 nucleotides. RefSeq names its product scribbler (gene sbb). The record is from RefSeq and is a predicted model, not a curated record. The transcript has 6 exons. The coding region runs from base 511 to 4416 and encodes 1301 amino acids. NCBI's taxonomy places the organism in Eukaryota, Metazoa, Arthropoda, Insecta, Ephemeroptera, Baetidae. Gene Ontology annotation, biological process: regulation of transcription by RNA polymerase II. Gene Ontology annotation, cellular component: nucleus.
GGCUGCGCUUACACAUUGUUAGGUUGCCGCUCGUGUUUCAAUUGUCGAAUGUUGGGGGCUGCCGACGCGCUCUCGUGUAUUGACGGCGGCUCUCUCGCACCGUUUUUACGCAAUUCAAGACCGAUUCUGCAGUGUUUCGCCGAUUGGAUACGACCCAUUCGGCUGCCGAAAGUGUGCUCCGACGUGUUGGGAACAAAUAAGUAGUGUUGGUGGUGUUCACGGCCGAGAAACUGAUACCCACGAGGAGGUGCGUUUUCUCGGAUACUGGUCUAUGCGAUGCUGAAAGCCGUUGCUAACAAAUUCAGGAUUAGUCGUAGAACCUAGAAUGUUGGGAUCUGGAGGCCCACGCGGGCCGGCAGCGAGUUCAGCCGGCACUGUGCUUGAGUCGUGGUCGUGCAGCUGCAGCCUAGUAUUUGUCCAGCAGCAGCAGCAUCGUCCGAUCAGGCCGCUGAGUGGUUGCCUCGCGUUCGCCAGUGCUGCCCAGGCCGGCGCAGCGCUGUUUUCAAGUGCAUGGCGGAACCAAUGAGAGAGAGUCCGCUGCAGGACAGCAGCCACCGCGGAAAGGUGGCAGACCCCUGCAAGAAGCUUUUGUCCUCGAGUGCAGCAGCCAAGCAGCAGCAGCAGGGUGGUGCGCGCGGCGGGGCCGAUCCCGCGACAGCAGCAGCAGCGCCAGCCGCUAGUAACAAUUUCGACGACGAUAAUGAGUGGGACAUCGGAAUCGGCAACCUUAUAAUCGACUUGGACGCCGACAUCGAAAAGACUCUAACAGUCAAACAGGGCAACCACAACAACAACAUGGCCUCGACCGGCUCAAGCAGCGCGGCCGUGGGUGCCAAAGGAAAGGUGGCCGCCACGUCAGCGGCCACGGCGGCCGGCGUCGAGCACUCGGCCACCGUCGACAAGGGACUCAAAAUGAAAAUAAAGCGCACCAAGCCGGGCACCAAGGAGGCCAAGCACGAGAUCGUCAAGGCCCCGACGGUGGACCCCUCGGGCGUGGCGACCGCCCCGGCGGCCGCGCCUCCGCCGCCAGCGGCCAGCACCAACGGCGAUGACUCCGCCGGAAAGGCGGCCAAACACAACAGCGGUGGCUUCGGCUCCGGGGGCGGUGGACAGUCCCCUGCGGUCGUCGUCGGCGGCAGCCCCUCGUCCGCCAAGCGCGGCAGCCUCGGUGGUCACCGACGCGACAAGAGCAAGCACCAGCUGGCCAAGUCGUCGGCGGACCAAGUGAACGGCGGCCCUCCGUCAGAGCCCCCGGGCAGCGUAGCCCCGGUGGUCGUCCCCCAACCUGGCAGUGCAGUGUUGAACAGCAGCAGCCAAGCGGAGGCGGUGGCGCAGACCUCCGCUGCCCCCGGAAAUCCCCAGCCCCCGUCCCCCGCGUACCCUGUGCUGGUGGCCGCGGCCGCCGCGACCCCGGUGGGGUCCCAGGCCCUGCCGACCCCCGCCGCCAAGCUGGCACCGGCCGAACUGGCCGUCUCGGCCCAGUGCGCCAGCCCUGCCAAGACUGAGGACGCGUCGUCGUCCCCGCCCCCCAGCAAGAAACUGAAAACGACCCCCGCUGUUAGUUGUACGACUAAUGGAGUGAGUGAUGCAAAGGUGGAUGUGAGCGAUGUGUGUGUGGGAACAAGUGUCGGCACCAUUACAGAGCCAGACUGCUUAGGCCCUUGUGAACCAGGCACCAGUGUCACCCUCGAGGGUAUCGUCUGGAACGAGACAGAAGGAGGUGUGCUUGUGGUAAAUGUCACAUGGCGUGGCAAAACGUACGUGGGAACUCUACUAGACUGCACUAAACACGACUGGGCGCCACCAAGAUUUUGCGAUUCACCAACUGAUGAUCUCGACGCCCGAGCGCCCAAAGGUCGAGGGAAGCGAGGCCGCGGCUCCUUCUCGUCGCCUGCAAAUGAUCUCAGCAACUUCACCGAGACUCGUUCCUCGGUGCACAGCAAACUACGCAACGGUGCCAAAGGUCGUCGCGGAGCUGCAGGUUCGCCGGCGCCGCCCUCCGUGCCCGUCUUCCCUCGACCGGACACGAACAACAAGCGCAAGGGUCGGCCCAGCGAGACAGAAGACAGCAAUGGCGGUGCGGCUGCCGGCAAGCGUAGCCGUUCUGGCUCAAGAGGGCCGCCGGUUAGUCCACCGGCGUCGCCUGUGCUGCUUGAGUGUCCCGAGCCAAACUGCUCCAAGAAGUACAAGCACAUCAACGGGCUCAAGUAUCACCAGUCGCACGCGCACGGCGCCGCGGAGGAGGAGCUCGACUCCAAAGACGCUAUCAACCUGUCAGAAAACGACGAGAGCAACGCCGAAGUGCCCUCCGUGCCGCCGAGUCCGUCGCCGGAAAAGUCCUCGCCCAAGGUUGAGAUCAAGAAGGAGUGUACCCCAGAGCCACAGGUGCCUUCACCGGUGCCUGCUGAGCCUGAGAAGGAAGUGCUUGUUUUCAGCGAGGAGCAACCCGUGGUGCCGCCGGUCGCAGGCUCGUUCGCCAUUGCAGCCAAGCCCGCGACCAUGCCCGCCGUAGUUCAGAGGACUAGCGCCGUUCUCAACGUGCCCACUCCUCCUAAGCUGCUCCAGCCGACCGUCGCGUCCGCUGAGCCUAAGCUUGGUGACAAGUACAAGGUGAAGAUCCCUACGCCAGUGCAGCGGCCGCCCGCCACGCCCAUCACCACCAUCAAAGCUGUUCAGCCACUGCCCGCCGCCGCCGCUCCAGCCGCCGUCAAAGACAAGCAGGAGAAGCAGCUGCAGCAGCAGCAGCCAAAGUCGCCUGUCAUGCCGGCCAACCUGACACCUAAGAAGAAAACGCUUCGCAAGUCGCCAACCGGCAGUCCGCAACCUGAGCAGCAGCUUAAUGGACUCGUGUUCCCGAUCGAGCCUGCACCGGCGUCGCCCCUGCCGCUUACCCAGCAGGCUAGUGAGGGCCGCGAGGAGGUGCAGAGUCCGGCCUACUCAGACAUCUCGGACGACGCGGCACCCAUCGACGCGGAGGUUAAGUCACCGCCCAAGGGUGGCGACAAGAAGUCUGACGGCCAGACGCCUAUAAGCGGCUACGGCAUGUACCCUUACUACGGCCAGACGCCAUACCUGCCGGUGAACGCCGUUCCUGUAGCAGCGGCGACGCCGGCCGAUGGCAAGGGUAAGGAGGACAAGGAGUCGUCCAAGCUGGAUAAGGACAAGAAGGAAGAGUUUGUGGCAGCUGGAAAGCCAGGCACGACGGGUGUCCAGCCGGCACAGACAGCUCCACACUACUAUCCGCCUUUUGGCUAUUACCCUUACAACAUCGACACGACGGGCUACCCGAUCGCGGCGGUGAUGGUCGACAAGUAUGUGGACGACAAGGAAAUCAAGAUUAAGGAAGAAAAAGUGGAGAAGGAGGGGGCCAAGCAGGGACAGGGUGUGAACAAGCUCGUGAAAAGUGAGGUGAAGGACAAACAGAGUGAAAACCACCAGAUUCUGAAGGAGAGCAUCGAACUGAAGAGUCAAAUGGGCGAGAAGAAGUUCUUCAGCCCGUAUUACGCGUUCGAGCGUGAAACAGACCUACAGUCGAUGCGCAGGUAUUACUCUGGGCAGCCGGACAAGCGGAAGGAUGUGCAGCCGCUGGACGCGACCGUUAACAAGGACGCGUCCGGUAACAAGAGCUCGAAGUCGACCAGCAAGCCGCCGGUCGCGGCCAAGGAGGACAAGAGCGAGAAGAAGCAGGAGUCAGAGAAGAGCAGCAGCAAGCAGGAGGGCGUGAAACCAACCAUGGAGACGCAGGGCCCACCGCCGCCGACAAACUCGUACGCCUACUUCAACCCCAACUACAUGCAGUCGGCGCACUAUAGCACGCUGCCGUUCGACCCAAACCACCCGGUGUACCGCGGCAUGAGUCCGAUGCUGGUACCGGGGCCGUACGGCGCCACACCCUACUUACACCCGCCAAUGCGCUAUCCAGGCCCUGAGGACCUGUCGCGCGGCCCACCGCCGGCCGCACCCACCAAGACGCUCGAUAUGCUGCAGCACCACCCCUCGCAAUACGCUUACUCGUCGCACAAAAUCCACGAGCUGCAGGAGCGCGCUCUCAAGUCGCCGACGCCAGGCGCCAAGACCCCUUCCAACCCGACGCCACCGAGCGCCGGGGGGCCACCGCCCUCGUCCGUCCCGGGGGGCCCCAUCGCCACUGCUCCCGGACGCAGUGGGCCGCCGAGACCAUCGUCCGGGGGCGCGACGACGCCGUCGGGCGCGUCUACCACCAAGAUCGCCCCGCCAGCGGCGGGGGACAAAGACCCUCUGGCGCCGCCUCCCAUGCGGUCGCCGCCCCCGCAGCGCCACGUGCACACACACCACCACACGCACGUGGGGCUCGGCUACCCCAUCCUGCCGGGACAGUACCCGAGUCCCUAUGGAGGUAAGCCCGUGCUGAAUGAUUUCGAAGAUUCAUCUUAUUAACUGGUCAAACUGACUGAGCGAGCUUCAAAAGUUAAGAAAACGGCUGUGUUGGCGACCCAGCAGGCGGCUGCUGCAUCAAUAGUCAACCCUGUCUACCCGUCGGCAUCGACUCCCAAGUAAUAUGUGACUGACUUCGCCAAGAAGUGCACACAAACUUAAUACUUGUUGACGGUUCAGUAACGGAACAAGAUCUUUGUGCAGAUUAUCCAGCAACCAGACACUUAGCAGGAACAAAUUGACAUUAUAGCCUCCUAAUUUUCAAUUUUUAUCGGCGUGAGCUUAAAAUUUAGUAAUGGCUGUAAAGACUCCACAUAUACAUUGCUCUAAAUACAUAUAUAUUUAUGAUUUUUAUAUAACAUCCCCCCCUCAAAAAUAGCUUAAAUUGGAAUAUUGUAUAAUCUGCAAGUUUUGGUUUUGAGAUGCUCUGCAACUCUUCGGUCUCAAAUCGAAUAAAUGUGCGGGAGUCAAAACUAAGCUAUGUGCACCUCCAAGAGUGUGAGGUGGAUUUUGAAGCUCUCAUUGUGAAUCUUACAUGGGACUCGUGGCUUGUCUUCAGUUUUUCUGUUGUGUAAACAAACCUGUAUGACAAGUUAGCUGCGAAAUUGUGGACGGUCGUGAGAUUGGUAUCAAGCACCAUUAUCCGCUUAAUGUUGCAUAAUUAUAUUAGUGGUGCAUCUGCGUGUCAGCAAAAGUGCGGAGUAAUUGUAGGAAAUGUAGGAAAUUGUUUGAAUGGGUCCACAACGAGAGUUGCGACUCGUUCAAACCAUUUCGGAUUUGGAAAAAUUCCUAUUUUAAUCGUUUAAUGGUAUCAUUGUUUGUCUCUCUCUCUCUCUCUCUAUCUCUCUCUCUCCCUCUCUCUUGAAUUAAGCAAGAUGAAUUUUAAAAACAAACACCUGAUUUUGUUACGCAAAGCCUUUUACCGGAACCUGAAGGCUGACGUUAAUAAACGACUUGUUAGGAGGCCUGUACAAUACUCAAGACUAUUGAUAAAAGUGAAAUUACUAUGGUCAUGCCAAAAUAUCUAUGAUGUAUGAGUUUGCAAAUUGGUGCACGUCUUAUAUAUUGUAAUCAUAACCACAUCUCUCGAUAGCUUUAAGAAUUUUAAGCGAACGGUAACCAGCUUGUUUGUAACUCACCGCUGCAUACUAUUUUGGAAAGUUGCAAUUUCUCUCUUUUCAAUGUCCAUUUCUUCAGGAUUGUACACGGUGCUGUUAAUAAUGCAUUUAGCUGCGUGUGAUGAGGCGUGAUUGCGAAUAUUUCACGAGCGGCUCGGAACACGAUUACAAAUAAUAUCUCUUGCUUGUAAAGUGACAGAAAAAUGAAGAGAUCCAAGUAUCCCAUGUUAGAUAAGUGCAUGUAUGUAUAAAAUAGAGUACAGUUGGAAAAAUCUUGAUGUGAUCACAAUUAUUCACUGCAUAGUUCUUAGAGAAAUGAUCGAAUCGAUAUAAACUAUUGCAUAGAGAGCGCAAUGAUUGAGUAACUUUCCUUGUCGAGUUAAGUGUAAAUGAAGUGAAAUAAAAUAUUUUUGUUCAUUUUAAUUGUUAUUAUAAUGCUAUAAUAGGCUGUCGAUCAAUAAUUUGUAAUGUACAUGAAUUUUUUUAGAAUAGAAAUAAAAGAAAUGUUUUAAUUCAAUAA